Molecule: messenger RNA, 2824 nt
Organism: Trematomus bernacchii (emerald rockcod)
Lineage: Eukaryota; Metazoa; Chordata; Actinopteri; Perciformes; Nototheniidae
Product: protein zyg-11 homolog
Exons: 14
Coding region: 196-2433 (745 amino acids)
Cellular component (GO): Cul2-RING ubiquitin ligase complex
Source: RefSeq, a predicted model, not a curated record
GUGACAGUUGGUACUAGUGUACUCGGCGGACAGCAGCAGCGACUGUAAACAAAACAGAAGAUUUAAUAACUUUAGUCGAAUAGAAAGAAAUGUUCAUAAAGACGUCCUUCAAUUUAAAAUGUUGCUGAACGUCGUGUUACCGUAAUUAUUAUAAUAAUUGUUUUAAGUUUCCUGUCGACUGUUUUCUUCUCAACCAUGGAUGCUGACGGCCCCCAGGCCCUGUGUGACCUCUGCUUGGCUAAGGUGUGCAGCAGCCUGGAGGCUCUGUGCAGCAGGAGAGCAGACGGCUCCCUUGGCCUCAGCUUGGCCCCGGUGUUCCCACAGGAGAUGGCAGACCAGUUACUGCGCAAGAUGGCGACUAAAGGGAUACUGAAUGACACAACUGUUGGGAUUUUCCAAAACUGCAAAGAGCUCCGCCUGCGCAGAGCAUCAAUCCGCCGCUGUACGGUGUCUGCAGAAGCUUUCCGCCUGGCCCUCUGCCCUCACAGGCUCCAGGAACUAGACUCCGCCUGGGCCUCCGGCGGCCUCACAGGGGCUAACAUCGUCUCGGGCCUGGCCUCCAACCCGGAGUGCAGAUCAAGCCUGCGGAGGUUGUGCCUCACUGGGCUACAUGUGGACUGGGAGUCCCUGGUGGAGGAUGGAGUUGGCUUCAGCUCCCUGCAGGGCUUGAGGACGCUCAAUAUGGCCAACACAGACCUGACUGAUGCUGCCCUGGAGGAUAUCUGCUCUCUCCCUCAGCUGGAGAGCCUGGACAUCUCCUGCAGCGCCGUGUCGAAUCUUACUGCACUCCUCCGUUGCAAGAACACGCUGAGAUCUUUCAUCGGUCACAAGCUGCAGCAGCUGGAUAUGUCGCCUAUCAGGUGUCUCUCUGUCCUCAGUCAACUUCACACCCUCAGGCAUCUAGACUUUUCAGAGGACCACUUUGCUGUGGAUGACAGUGACGGGAAAGACGGGGAGGAGAUGGUGCGGCAGCUUCUGGAGGGGAGUGCUCAGGUCCUUCCUUCACUUGUAUCCCUAGAUAUCUCUGGACGGAAGAGGACCAGUGAAGCAUCAGUCAGAGCGUUUGUGGAGGCCAGAGGUGGACUGGUGUUCUUGGGCCUGCUAGCCACCGGGGCUAGCUCCUGUGAAAUCCUGACUUCACAGAGAAACUUAAAAGUAACCGGAGAGGCAAAUGAGAACCAGGUGUGCGAGGCCCUGCGGAGGUACAGAGACCGCGAGUGUUUCAUACGAGAGGCCCUCCUCCACCUCUACAAUCUAACCACUGACAUUGACAAACCUCGGCCAGAUAUGCUAAAGCUGGUUCUAGAGGGGAUGCAGAGCCACCCCACCUCCCUGCACAUCCACCUGGUGGCCACAGCGUGCCUCUUUAAUCUGACCACUCAGGACCUGGCAGAGGCCAUGCCUGUCUGCCUGCUCACCUCCACCGUCACCCAGCUGCUGAUCGCCAUGGAGAGCUUCCCCAGCCACCAACAGGUGCAAAAGAACUGUCUUCUGGCGCUCUGCAGUGACUACAUCCUUCAGGACAUCCCUUUUGACAAGUAUUUUGCGGCCACGCUGGUGAUUAACUGGCUGCGAAGCCACGAGGAUCCCACCCUUCAGAGGAUGGCGGUGGCUGUCAUCUCCAUUCUGGUGGCCAAGUUGUCCACAGAGGAGACGGCUAAACUCGGCAAGGACGUCUUUAUUAUGAAGCAGCUGCUGGCUAUAGUGCAGCAGAAAGCCAUGGCGGGAGCGGUAGACUCCACUCUGAAGUUCGCCCUCAGCGCUCUGUGGAACCUGACGGACGAGAUGCCCACCGCUGCUCGCAAUUUUAUCGAGUGCCAGGGCCUGGGGCUGUAUGAGGAGGUUCUUGAGACUUACUACACUGAACCCUCCAUUCAGCAGAAAGUUCUUGGCCUUCUGAACAACAUAGCCGAGGUGGAGGGGUUACAGGGGGACCUGAUGGAGGAGGGCCUGCUGGAGCACAUCCUCAGCCUGCUGCAGGACUCUGAGGUGGAGGUGGGGGUCCGUUACUUUGCGGGGGGGACUCUGGCACAGCUCGCCUCCAGACCUGAGGCCUGGACCCUGGGCGACGAGCUCCACAGCAACACCGUGAAGCAGCUGCAUGAAUCGAUAAUGACAUGGAACCAACUCGAGAGGGAAAUGGUCUCUUACAGGUCGUUCCGUCCAUUUUGCCCUCUGCUUCAGACUUGGCAGCCCUCGGGGGUGCAGCUGUGGGCAGUGUGGGCCAUACAUCUGGUCUGCGGUCAGAAUACUUCACAUUACAGGAGCAUGAUGGAGAAGGAGGGUGUGACUGAACUUCUGCGGGCUUUGGCUGCACAUCCCGACACACACAGCGACAUUAAAGAACUGUCAGACAGCAUCCUGCUCAUGGUGGAUCAACAGCAGAAUGGCUCGGCAUCCACCAAGAACCACACAGAGCCUCAAAACUCUUGACAAAAGUGAAAUAUCAUUUAUUUUAUUUAUUGUUGAGGUUGAAGAUAAAGAAUUGAAUCACAUUGAAAUUUUUCUGUCAGAAAAGUGUAAUUUAUAUCAAAAUCUUUAUUUAAAUUAUUUAAUUUUAAAUUAUUUUGCGGAGGAAUAAAGUGUUUACAUACGUGAAAUUAAUAUGUUCACAUUUCAUUUGUAAAGUUAAGGGACAGAAAAUCUUGUGUUUGGUAAUAUUGCAUAAAAUCCCACACCUGUCACUAGGGGGUGCUUUGGUACUGUAGCUUCAGGGCUUUCUGUCCCUAAGCUCUGUUUUUGUACAAUAUUUACUCAGCACAUGAUUAGACUUAAAAUCAAACAUGAUUCCAAGCAAAAUAUUAAAGCCACCUGUUUAUCUGUC